This is a messenger RNA of Drosophila guanche, 860 nucleotides long. RefSeq lists its product as uncharacterized. The transcript is spliced from 2 exons. NCBI's taxonomy places the organism in Eukaryota, Metazoa, Arthropoda, Insecta, Diptera, Drosophilidae. The coding region runs from base 152 to 508 and encodes 118 amino acids. The record is from RefSeq and is a predicted model, not a curated record.
GUCGAAAAAUCCGCGGUCACACUGCAAUUUUAAAAAUAAACGGUACCAGUGCGCGUCGUCUGCAGAAUUUUUGUAAAAUUUGUCGUUUGUUUGCCAACCCAUUUGAUAAGUGUUCAAAGUUAUUCUAAGCAGAAAAUAAAAAAACAACAGCAUGACUUCCACCGAGCUAAAAAUUGGCAUGACCAGCAGCACUCGUCCCUCUAGCCGUGUGCUGAAGCCACCAGGUGGCGGACACACCAAUAUCUUCUCGGAGCCAGAAGUUGCCGUACCCGCCCCGCGUCCCAAAUACAAUCAGCAAAACUCUUCCAAUUUGAAUGCCUGCAUGGGCUCGACCGACCCCAACAAGGUGGUGGAGAAGUUACGCGACGAUGUAACCACUCCGAAGGAGGAAUCCAAGCCUGUGACCAACAAUCAGCCCAAGGAGUCGGACAACAAGCCGGCGGCCACGAAUGGCGAGGCGCGAGGACGAGUACCUCCCGGAGGAUUCUCGUCGGGCGGCUUCUGGUAGAAGAGAAGGCCCCAGACAAGCAUUUAAUGACUCAUGCAUCCUCAGCCACCCCCCGACAUACUACACAUACAAUCAUGAACUAAACAUAAACUUAUAAAUAUAAAUCGCUUAUCAACAUACGUAUACACCUCAACAUACCUACACUACCAUAAAUAUAUAUAUUAAAAGACGAACUAUCUUUAUUCAAAUACGGAUCUGCUGGAAAAUGGAAGCCGAAGAAAUCUAUUCAUACAUAGCUCUCAAAAAUCAACAUCCCUUCCCCCUACUGUGUUGCAUUUUCAUGUAUAUUAUUAUUAUUCUAAACGUCUAACGCAUUUGUUGAAAAGUUAAGUAACUCGUGAUUCCGCCCUAA